Molecule: messenger RNA, 704 nt
Organism: Cylicocyclus nassatus
Lineage: Eukaryota; Metazoa; Nematoda; Chromadorea; Rhabditida; Strongylidae
Source: the annotation of a GenBank genome assembly
CGUGAAUAUGUUGACCUGUCCACGUUAAACACUUUACAAGGCUUUGCACGUUCAUUUCUGUACUCUUCGGUUUCUGCAAGUUUUAGCAGGUUAUGGGUAGCAACCUUUCGUUGCCUAGUCCUAGCGCUGCCGCCAAAUACUUGCAUUUCUAUACUGAACUUGAAAAAACUAGGAUAGAACGUCAACUGGCUAUAGAGCAGCUCUUGGAACAGCGACGGAGGGCUUACAAGUUAGCUGAAGAACGAGAGAAAUUGAAAUGGACAGCGUCUGGAGGCGGUAUUAUGAUGAUGUUUUGUGUGUUCUCGUGGAUGCAUCACAAGAACAUGAUGCAUCUUUUGCCCAUUUUUGUCGCCGUUCCAUACUUGGGAUAUGAAGCGCAUUACUGCUAUGGAGACAAAUUAGCUCUUAUUGAUAAGGCAGCAAAACAAAUUCGAACUGAAAAGAUUGAUGAGCUGGUGCCCAGUGCGAUAUCUGUCGAAGAUGUUCGAAAACGAAUUGAAGAAUUGAGGCAAAUUAGGGAAGAUGAGAAGUAUCUAGCGCAGUAGAGGAGAUAAGAUGUGGUUUGUGUUUUUCAAAUCACCACAGGGCAACUGGAUUGUCACUGCAUUUAUGUCCCCAUGUAGUAGCUGCUCUUAGAGAGUGCUGUUCGAUCUAGUACAAAUAGCUGUGAUAAGUUGAUAGUAAUAAAUGUUCUUACUGGUAUG